Molecule: messenger RNA, 1113 nt
Organism: Colletotrichum graminicola M1.001
Lineage: Eukaryota; Fungi; Ascomycota; Sordariomycetes; Glomerellales; Glomerellaceae
Exons: 8
Coding region: 1-1113 (370 amino acids)
Source: RefSeq, a predicted model, not a curated record
AUGGUGGCCUGGACUUACAACACGCCAACAGACACGCCGACCAGCGGGCCGCACAUUGCCGCGCUCUGCGUCAUCUUCAUCUCCAUUGCGCUGUUGCUCGUCUGCCUCAGAUUGUAUGUCCGGACGACGCUGGUCAAGGCCGUUGGAUAUGAUGACUGUAUGAUUGUUAUCUCCUGGCUGGGAGCCUGUGGCUAUGCGGUAUGCACCGUGAUCCAGACGAAAUGGGGCCUUGGAAUCACCAGCCUAAAGAAUAUGCCCGACCAGAAUGUCUUUCACUUUGGCAAGCUGCAAUUCAUAGGCGGACCAUUCUACGUCGUCAGCCUCUGGGGCUUCAAAAUGAGCCUGCUCUGCUCCUACCUGCGCUUCUUCCCAGAAGGCCGCUACAAGAUGGGCACCAUCAUCGUCGCGGUGACGUGUACGAUGGCACACAUUGCCUUCCUCCUCGUCUUCGUGUUUCUGUGCACACCGGUUGAAAAGCAGUAUGACCCGUCGAUCCCCGUCGACGUGGGACACUGCGUAAAUGGCGUGGCCUUCUACUUGGCGUUCUCGUCCUUGACCAUCGUCUUUGACGUCUUGAUCAUGUUCCUGCCGUUCCCCGUCAUCAUCACUUCCCAGAUCCAGCGGCGCAAGAAGGCGGUGCUCCUCGGCCUCUUCAUCCUCGGCGUCUUCGUCACCGUCAUCCAGGCCAUCCGGAUCCAGACCAUCCAGAACCUCUCCAACUACCUAGACUCGGCGCCGGCCAUCCAGUGGUCCAUCAUAGAGACGUGCGUGGGCAUCGUCAUCGCGUGCGUGCCGCCCCUGGCGCCCAUGGUCAAGUACUUCGCCGCCAAGAGCCGCAGCGCGAGCGGCGGCAGCAGCGGCGUCUCGCGGCCGCCCAAGACGACGACGCCGUCGCGGUACGUGCUGCAGACCUGGGGCACCAAGCGCAGCGGCAUGCAACCGCUGGGCGCCGGUGUCGACCGGGUCGCAUCCGUCGCGGGGAGCUCGGCGACGAAGGCCGACGACAGCACCGAGAACAUACUGGACCAGGGGGGCAUCACGAAGACUACAGACCUGCUGCUCACGACUCAUGAUACCGAGGAGACUUGGCCCGAUACCAACAACAGCAGAUAG